Molecule: messenger RNA, 723 nt
Organism: Parnassius mnemosyne (clouded apollo)
Lineage: Eukaryota; Metazoa; Arthropoda; Insecta; Lepidoptera; Papilionidae
Source: the annotation of a GenBank genome assembly
AUGGGUGAUUUGCCAAGCGAUCGAACUCAAUUAGAGUUUCCUUUCCUUAACACAGGCAUAGACUACGCAGGGCCAGUGCUGGUGGUUGACCGUAAAGAUAUUCAAAUAGAUAUGUAUAACAAAGGAAUAGAAUUUAAAACUUUUCCUCCUUACUCUUCACACUUCGGCGGCUUAUGGGAGGCUGGAGUAAAGUCGGUUAAGUACCAUCUGAGACGCAUACUAACUUUAGCACAUCCAACAUAUGAGGAGAUGACAACUUUGUUGGUCCAAAUAGAGGCUAUUUUGAAUUCCAGACCCUUAACACCUCUAUCCACUGAUCCUUCCGACCUGUCCUGUCUAACACCUGCGCAUUUCCUUAUCGGACGCUCGCUUAUAUCAGUACCACAACCUCUGGUCAUUGACACGAAAAUCAAUCGUCUUCAGAGAUACGAGAAAAUCGAAAAAUUGAAGCAACAUUUUUGGCAGCGUUCAACAGAAUAUGUAUCACUUCUCCAACAAAAUUUAAAAUGGAAUUAUUCAUCAGGUGACCUGCAACAGGGAUCAUUGGUCUUAGUGAAAGACAAGAACCGACCACCACUACUUUGGCUUCUCGGCAGAGUGGUGAAGAUGCAUCCAGGACGAGACAACGUCAACCGUGUAGCAGACAUAUUGACCAAGAAUGGUGUUAUCCAGCGGUUCUACAACAACAUAUGUCCUCUACCAGUCACCACUUCGUCAUAUUGA